UCCUGCGCGAGCGGCAGUGCGCCUGCGCCGGGCGCCGGUCCGGGGUCUCCGAGUGUCGGGGUCCGCGUUGCCAUGGCGCUGUGCCCGGUGAUCGGGAAGCUGCUGCAGAAGCGCGUGGUGCUGGCCAGCGCGUCCCCCCGGCGCCGCGAGAUCCUCAGCAACGCGGGUCUGAGGUUUGAGGUGGUUCCUUCCAGGUUUAAAGAGAAGCUGGACAAAGCCUCGUUCUCCACCCCGUACGCGUACGCCAUGGAGACUGCCAGGCAGAAGGCCCUGGAGGUGGCCAACAGGAUGCACCAGAAAGACCUCCGGACCCCUGACGUGGUCAUCGGCGCAGACACCAUCGUGGCGGUGUCGGGGCUCAUCCUGGAGAAGCCGGCGGACAAGCAGGACGCCUACAGGAUGCUGUCCAGGCUGAGCGGGAAGGAGCACAGCGUGUUCACAGGUGUGGCCAUCGUGCACUGCAGCAGCAAAGACGGCCAGCUGGACGCCGAGGUCUCCGAGUUCUACGAGGAAACGACGGUGAAGUUCUCGGAGCUGUCCGAGGAGCUGCUCUGGGAAUACAUCCACAGCGGGGAGCCCAUGGACAAGGCCGGCGGCUAUGGGAUCCAGGCGCUGGGCGGCAUGCUGGUGGAGCACAUCCGCGGCGACUUCCUGAACGUGGUGGGCUUCCCGCUGAACCGCUUCUGCAAGAAGCUGGUGGAGCUGUACUACCCGCCCCGCCGGGAGGACCUGCCGCGGGCCAGCCAGGACUCCAUCCCGCCCGUGGACACCUUCGAGAACCUGAGCGACGUGGAGGCCGGCGGCUCGGAGCCUGGGCAGAGGGAGGCGGCGGCCGGCGGUGACCGGCAGGCAGGGGCCACACCCAAGGCCGACGGUUCCAGGACGGCGGAGCCACCCCCGUUCCCAGCGGACCUUCUCGAACUGAUAGACGGCUUCAAAGCAUCGAAGGCCCUGUUCACCGCGUGCAAACUGAAGCUGUUUGACUUCUUGAGGGACGAGGCGUCCCGGAAGGCUGUGGACGUUGCCGGCAAAGUGGACGCCUCUGUGUGUGGGACAGAAAGGCUCCUGGACGCCUGUGCCACCCUGGGGCUCCUGCAGAAGUCCGAGCAAGGUUACCGUAACACAGAGUCAUCCAAUCUGUACCUGGUGUCAGACGGCGAACACUCCCUGCACGACUUCAUCAUGUACAACGACCAGCACACCUGGAAUCUCUUUACGCACCUGGAGUUGGCCAUUCGAGAGGGAACCAACCAACAUCACGGGGCUUUGGGAACGACGGCGCCAGAUCUGUUCCAGGACGGCCCCCUGCAGAGCAAGGAGGACCAGCUGCGGGUCACGGGCGCCAUGCACGGCCUCGCCACACUGACCGCGGCCCCCGCGGCCACGGCCUUCGACCUGUCCCGAUUCUCCUCCGCCUGCCACCUGGGAGCCUGCACGGCCGCCCUGGCCCGAGAGCUGGCCCGCGAGUACCCGCGUCUGCAGGUGGCCGUGUUCGACCUCCCGCACGUCCUCGAGCACGCGUCCCGCUGUCAACCCGGCGGGCCGGGGACGGCGCGGAUCACCUUCCUGGCGGGUGACGUCUUCAGGGACAGCCUGCCCAGGGCCGAGCUGUACGUGCUGUCGGGGGUCCUGCAGGGCUGGCCGGAGGACGGCGUCCACACGCUGCUGCGACGGGUCGCGGACACGCCAGGGGCCGGCCUCUUGCUGGUGGAAGCCGUCGGGGACGUGGAGGACAGAGAGGCGCGGGCCGGCCUGUCACGAUGUCUGGACGCGCUGCUGCGGCCCCGGGCCCGGGAGAGGAGCGUGGCCGACUACCGGCGCCUGCUGGAGCAGCAUGGCUUCGGGGACGUGCAGGUGGCCCCCAUGGGGCACGGCCUGGCCGCGCUGUUGGGCACCAGAGUCGCCCGGUUAGACCGGGCAGUGCCGGCACUGUGUGGACCUUGUCCCCAGGCCGAGGGAGGCCCCGGCCCCAGACGCUGGUCUGCAGACAGUGUUAACACGAGAGACAACGUCACCAUGAUGACAGAAUAAACCGAGCAAAAGCCUG
This is a messenger RNA of Lemur catta (Ring-tailed lemur), 2047 nucleotides long. RefSeq names its product acetylserotonin O-methyltransferase like (gene ASMTL). The record is from RefSeq and is a predicted model, not a curated record. Lineage: Eukaryota; Metazoa; Chordata; Mammalia; Primates; Lemuridae. Gene Ontology annotation, molecular function: O-methyltransferase activity; nucleoside triphosphate diphosphatase activity.